Molecule: messenger RNA, 879 nt
Organism: Aphanomyces astaci
Lineage: Eukaryota; Oomycota; Saprolegniomycetes; Saprolegniales; Verrucalvaceae
Exons: 2
Coding region: 1-879 (292 amino acids)
Biological process (GO): ganglioside catabolic process; glycosaminoglycan metabolic process; carbohydrate metabolic process
Cellular component (GO): membrane
Molecular function (GO): beta-N-acetylhexosaminidase activity
Source: RefSeq, a predicted model, not a curated record
AUGAAAGCCGCCUUCUUGAUUGCUUCCCUCGCCGCGGUCGCCACGGCCGACGUGCGCCAACAUCGCUACACUUGCGUCAAGAACAACUGCAAGCUGCAGCCGCUGACGUCCAACAACGUGGCCGGUACCACGAGCCUCGCCAUCUGCGAAUUGACGUGCGGUGGCCAGGGCAGCCUGUGGCCGCAACCUGACUCCGUAUCUGUCGGCACGGAGACCAUCGCCAUCAGCACGGAGAGCGCCAACCACCGCAUCGUGUUCAAUGGCAAGGCCGCGUACGACGCGUCUCCUUUGGUGUCGUCGUUCAAGACCAACUUCCACCAAGCGCUGCGCUACAAGGGCGCCCAAGGCAACGGCAAGGACAUUGAGAUCACGGCCAACAUCAAGAGCGCCAGCGAAGUGCUCGACCUGAACACGGACGAGUCGUACGACUUGAGCGUGGACGGGAUCAAGGUCACGAUCAACGCCGCCACCGUGUUCGGGUACCGCAACGCGCUGACGACGCUGGCGCAACUGACCGAGUUCGACGAGUUCUCCAACACGGUGCGUCUCGUGACCAAGGUGACCAUCAAGGACAGCCCCGCGUACAAGAACCGCGGCAUCACGAUCGACACGUCGCGCAACUUUUACUCGGUCGAGUCGCUCAAGCGCAUCAUCCGCACCAUGGGGGGCAACAAGCUCAACACGUUCCACUGGCACGUGUCCGACACCAACUCGUACCCGUUCCAGUCCAAGGUGUUCCCCAACAUCACCAACUACGGCGCGUCCACCGCCAAGCAGAUCUACACCCACGACGAGAUCCGCGACAUUGUCAAGUACGCCAAGGGCUUUGGCGUGCGCGUGGUGCCCGAGCUGGACGCGCCUGCGCACGUCGAGCUGUAG